Molecule: messenger RNA, 1614 nt
Organism: Letharia columbiana
Lineage: Eukaryota; Fungi; Ascomycota; Lecanoromycetes; Lecanorales; Parmeliaceae
Exons: 2
Coding region: 1-1614 (537 amino acids)
Biological process (GO): protein folding
Cellular component (GO): chaperonin-containing T-complex
Molecular function (GO): ATP hydrolysis activity; ATP-dependent protein folding chaperone; ATP binding
Source: RefSeq, a predicted model, not a curated record
AUGGCUGCCACAGCCCCACCCAAGUCGAAUUCUGGCAACAAUGCCUUCAAAGAUAAGGAGAAGCCUAUGGCCGUCCGAAACGCCAACAUCAUGGCAGCUCGAGCUGUUGCAGACGCAAUACGCACUUCACUAGGUCCAAGAGGAAUGGAUAAGAUGAUACAAACGGGAAAGGGCGAGACCAUAAUUACCAAUGAUGGCAACACGAUGCUGAAAGAUAUGAGUGUCAUGCACCCAGCGGCGAAGAUGCUCGUCGAUCUCAGUGCAGCUCAAGAUGUGGAGGCAGGAGACGGUACCACCUCGGUAGUAGUGAUUGCUGGGAGUCUACUGGGAGCAGCGGAUCGAUUAUUGGCAAAGGGCAUACAUCCUACCGUCAUAUCGGAAUCAUUCCAGCGAGCUGCUGCAGCUGCAGUGCAGACGCUCGAGAAAAUGUCACACCCAAUAUCUUUAUCAGAUCGGACCACACUGCUACAAGCCGCCUCUACAUCGCUCUCGUCCAAGAUUGUCUCCCAACACUCGAACCUACUUGGUCCUAUGGCCGUCGACGCCGUGCUCAAGACUAUCGACCAGAAAACUGCAGACAAUGUCGACCUAAAAAACAUCAGAAUAGUGAAGAAAGUGGGCGGUACAAUAGAAGACAGUGAAAUGAUUGAUGGUCUGGUGCUCAAUCAGCCAGUAGUGAAGAGCGGAGGCGGACCAGCCAGAAUGGAGAAAGCCAGGAUAGCCCUGAUACAGUUCCAGCUGAGCCCUCCCAAGCCGGAUAUGGAGAAUCAGAUUGUAGUGAACGACUACCGACAGAUGGACAAGAUUUUGAAGGAGGAACGAACGUAUUUACUAAACAUGGUCAAGAAAAUCAAGAAAGCGAAGUGCAACGUCCUCUUGAUACAAAAGUCUAUACUCAGAGAUGCAGUCAAUGAUUUGAGUCUACAUUUCCUGGCGAAACUUAACAUUCUAGCGGUCAAGGACAUCGAGCGAGACGAAGUCGAGUUCAUCUGCAAGAGCACAGGCUGCAAACCAAUUGCCGACAUCGACUCCUUCACGGAGGACAAGCUCGGCUCCGCGGACCUCCUCGACGAGGUCCAAGCGUCAGGCUCGCGCAUAGUCAAAGUAACCGGCAUUGCCCACAAGCACCCAAACAUUCCCAAGACCGUUAGCAUAAUCUGCCGCGGUGCCAACUCGCUCAUCCUCGAUGAAGCCGAACGCUCUCUACACGACGCUCUUUGCGUUAUUCGGUGCCUGGUAAAGAAGAAGGCACUCAUCGCCGGCGGUGGAGCGCCUGAGAUCGCGAUUGCCAAUACACUCUCAAGGCAAUCGAGAGAAAUGACGGGAACCGAAGCGAUCUGUUGGAAGGCAUUCGCAGAUGCUAUGGAAGUCAUUCCUACCACACUUGCGGAGAACGCUGGAUUGAACAGCAUACGAGUGGUUACAGAUUUGAGGCAUAGACACGAGUUUGGCGAGAAGAACGCAGGAGUCAGUAUCCGAAGUGGAGGCGUCAAGAAUAACAUGCAAGAAGAGAAUGUGCUCCAGCCGCUACUGGUGAGUACCAGUGCGGUGGAAUUGGCGGCAGAGACGGUGAAGAUGAUACUUAGGAUUGAUGAUAUUGCUUUGUCACGGUAA